Molecule: messenger RNA, 780 nt
Organism: Penicillium malachiteum
Lineage: Eukaryota; Fungi; Ascomycota; Eurotiomycetes; Eurotiales; Aspergillaceae
Exons: 2
Coding region: 1-780 (259 amino acids)
Source: RefSeq, a predicted model, not a curated record
AUGGAGCCUAUUAGCUUUACUCUCGCCCUCGCUGGUAUUCCGGCAAUAUUCACAUCAUGCGUGGAUUAUUACCACUAUGUUCAAGUUGGACGAGCCUUUGAACGGAAUUUUGGUAUUAUUCUGUGCAAACUGGAAGCCAGUGAGCUACGUUUAACCAGAUGGGGGAAAGCAAUGGGGAUAACGGGUCCAGAUUCUCAGCUUAGCGCCAGUCUCUACGGAGAGUAUGAGAUCAUCACAGCCUACUGUUGGCUAAAGGAAAUUCCGACAGCCUUCACCACUGCCUUCGAGCCCCCCUUUGGUUUCAAGAAGGGCUAUACGCCAGAAGAACUUUCCCUUUUGGACCAGAGUCCUGCAACUAACGCCACGAAUGAACCUUACUUCAGUUUGCACAAAACUAUGCGCGCAAUCAUCGACGGGCAGCUUUUCCCUUCAACGGCUGAUCAACAAGCACGACUUUGUCAGGAGGAGGCCCAGUCUAUGGACUCUGAUGCCUUGAGAUCGAUGGGUAAUGUCAUUGGCAGCCAAGACCAAGCUCUACAGCAUCACAUAUGCGAGGAAAUCAACAACCGGAAAAUCUUCGUGAAGUCUAUUCAAGCGAAUGAGCACUUUCAGGGCCGCGUAGGUGACAAUGUCACUUCAGUGGGCCAAGCAAGUGACAUUGAUGUGGGGUCAGUUUUUGGGUCAGGACACUCAGUGUUACACAUCGGAAGCAAUGUUGCCUCUGGUGAGCCUGCUCAACAUUGGGUGCUGGGAGUCGUUGAAGGAAUUGUUUGUUGUUGA